AGCCAUCUCGGCUCGAGAUUUUGAGCGGGCUCGGGCUGGCCCCUCUGGAGGCUGGGCGUCUCGGGGUGGCCCCCUCGGGGCUUCGCGGCCCGCUGCAGAGCGAUGGCCGCCGCCGUGCUCGGCGCGGCGCUGGCGCCGCUGCCGCCGCCGACGCGCUGCCCGAGCUUCGCCCGCUGGCGGCCGCAGCCGCUGAGGUGGCCCAGGUCCUCUGCUGAGGGGCCGCCGCCGCGGCCAGCGCGAACAGCGGCCACGGCCGCGGCGGCCUCCGGGGCGGCAGCCGCGGUCUGCGCCAGGAGGCGCGGGCACCAGGCGCGCGCCGUGCGCGGGAGGGCGGCGGCCGCUGCCGCGGUGGCCGGGGCAGCCGGCGACGCCGCCUCGCCGCUGCAGAGGCUCGAGGAGCUGCGGCGCGAGGACCCCGACGCCGACAGGGUGUGGGCGGCGUACUGCGAGCGGAAGGGCGCGGGCCGGCUCGGGCCUGAGGAGCACGACACCGCGUUCGUGGAGCGCUUCGUUUCGCUGUUCGGCGGGGAGAGGUGCACGGAGGACGUGGUGGCCCAGCUCAUCCCGCUGGUGAGCGGGGACACGAACACCGCGGCCCGGUGGAAGAGCUACUGCCUGGAGGAGGGCAUCGGCGUGGACGACCCCAGGAUGCUCUCCAAGGAGUUUGUCGUGAGCUUCGUCGAGGCGCACGUGGACAUGGUCCGCGACGACAUGUACGUCGAGGACCUGCUGGCGCGCGUGAAGGCGAUGACCGCCGCGGACGCGGAGGCCGCGGAGCUCUGGUCGGCCUACGGGUCCAGGCUGCCGGACGGGCCCCCGACCGCCGGCUCGGUGCAGGCCUUCCUGGGGCACUACGCGCCGGGGCGGGCUUCGCCGGAGGCCGCGGCGCGGCUGGCGGCGCUGCUCGAGGGCAGCCCGGCCGCGCACUUCGCUUGGGGCGGCUACUGCCGGCAGGAGGGCAUCGGCAUCUUCGACCCCGCGAUGCUGCCCGCCUACUUUGUGGACCGUUUCCUGCAGGCCGUCGACGCGGGCUGCCUCCCUGCCGUGGAGAUGGCCACGGAGGGGUUGGCCGCCUCCGUGAGGCAGGUGCGGGCCGAGGACGCGCGCGGAGAGGAUGCGUGGGCCUCUUACUGCCGCGAGGAGGGCCACGACAGCCUGGACCCGCUGUGCUACUCGAAGGAGUUUGUUGAGGCUUUCUUAGCGAAGCGCACCGCAGGCACGGCGUAGGGCACAGAGGGGUAGGCUCCGCGUCCUGGCUCGCUUCGAGCUGCUCGGCUUGCGCAGGCCUGAGACUCGUGGCAGAGUAGGUCGGCUCUCGUGGCGUCAUCGCCUCUCCUCCUCGAUGCUCUCCC
This is a messenger RNA of Prorocentrum cordatum, 1352 nucleotides long. The record is from the annotation of a GenBank genome assembly. Lineage: Eukaryota; Dinophyceae; Prorocentrales; Prorocentraceae.